Messenger RNA from Cladocopium goreaui, 5189 nucleotides. The record is from the annotation of a GenBank genome assembly. NCBI's taxonomy places the organism in Eukaryota, Dinophyceae, Suessiales, Symbiodiniaceae.
AUGCGGUCCCAUGGGCCAUGUGUGCGAACCUUUGGAGGUCCCAUCAUGGGCCAGUUCAAAUAUCUGGGUGGAGUCCGAGCAGGCGACGGCAUGAUCUAUGGCAUUCCUGGUCAUGCCAAACAAGUGCUGAGGAUUGAUCCUCGGACCUACGAUGUGCAACGGAUUGGUCCCAGGUUGGAUGGCAAAUUCAAAUGGCUUCGGGGAAUACUCGCUCCAAAUGGCUGCAUCUAUGGCAUCCCUGCGCAUGCAGACUCCGUUCUAAAGAUUGUGCCCAGCACCGGCGAAGUGCGGCACGUGGGACGGGGCCUGGUUGGUGACGGUCGUUGGAAAUGGCAUGGAGGUGUUUUGGGUCCUGAUGGCGCCAUCUACGGCAUCCCCUGCAAUGCUGAGGGUGUUUUGCGGGUGGUGCCCGACACAGAUGAGGUGCAGAUUCUUGGAUCGCUUCCGGAAGGCUGCAACAAGUGGUAUGGUGGUUUGCUGGGUCACGAUGGUUCCAUCUACGGGAUCCCAUACAACGCAGAAAAAAUUCUGAAGAUAUCGCAGGGCGAGGUGAGCACCUUUGGAGAUUUUCCUGGGAAAUGGAAGUGGCAUGGUGGUACUGUUGGCCCAGAUGGGGCAAUCUACGGCAUCCCUUCGCAUGCACGAAGCGUGCUGAAGAUUGAACCGGGUGGAGGUGCCGGGAUUUCCUUGCUUGGAGAUUUGACGGAUCAGCCCUUCAAAUGGGGUGGCGGAGCUGGAGAUGCAAAGCGCUUUGUGUAUGGCUUUCCCAGCAACCAUGAUUCCGUUUUGAAGAUCGACACCUUCACAGAUGAGGUCUCCAUGAUGGAGGAGUUUGCUCUCCCUGGCAAAUCCAAAUGGCAAGGAGGAAUGUUGGCGAAAGAUGGUGCGAUCUACGCUGUUCCAGAUCGGGCAAAUGCAGUGCUGCAAAUUGCACCUGAUGGGGCGCGCCUGGUAGGUGGUCCGUUGGCAGGUCAUUUCAAAUGGCAAGGAGCUGUCAUGGCAGAGGAUGGCACCAUUGUGGGUUUGCCGAGCCGUGCCAAGACUGUCUUGGAGAUCAGACCUGGUGCCAGGAUAAAGGAUUGCCAGGGCCUGCCAUUCUGCCUUUUGCGCCCUUCGACUGAUUCCGUCUCUUCCGGUGAUGCCUCUUCCAUCCUCUUUCUGCUCUUUCUCAUUGUUGCGCUGGCGCAGCUGUUUUUGUGCUCGACACGGAUCAAUGUGCGAAGAAGGAGGAAGUUGCAAGUGCAAUUUGCCAGCCAAAGUCACAUUCUGCGUUGGAUUGGUGAUCUUCCUUAUCGGUAUGCCAUCGGUGCCAUACAAGCUGCGGGCCUGGCAAACGAGAGCGUGAUCAUUGAUGGAGAAAGUACCUUUUCCUUGCCGCUGCAAAGUAGCACAUAUUUCGCCGGCUACACCUUCUUCAGCUUGCCCGCAAGCGACUGCUACACACAUUCCGGAGAGGUUGAGACCCAAAUUCAGGGCCAGCUUGCUACAUACUACACGUAUUUAUCUACUUGUGGCUGGAGUCGAGGUCGAUUCAACCAUGGUGGGCGCGAUUUAAUCUCCAUUGGCGCCUUCGCCCCCUACGAUGGGGCAGGGGAUGGAACCAGCAUUUCCUUCAGCCUGAGCUACCGAACCUGGGUGGUCGAUGCCAGCGUGGAUACAGCACAAAUCAAUGAUGCCUUUGCAUUGAUCGGCCUCACCAUGGCUGGUUUUCUUGGAAUUGCCAUCGGAGUGAUCACUUGCAGCGUGGCUUGCUGCCUUAUGUGCUGCAUGAAUGACAAGACCACCACAGUGAUUCAGCAGGCGAGUGCCACAGCAACAAGGCGGAACAGCAAUGGUGGUGGGACAGCCGGUAGCGGGUCAGCCUGUGAUGGCGCAGCCUGUGAUGGCACAGCCUUGUCCAGCAUAGGGUUGCCGGCCAUGGACGGCCUUUCGGAGAGAAGCAACGCGCCCGUGGUGGGCUACCAGGGUCCAGGCAUCCCAGGCAUCGGCAUUGGCGGUGCGGGAAGAUCUCCGAAUGGUGCGACUGAACUAGGAGAGGCAACAUAUCACCUUGCAGUGCACCAGGUCUUCAUACGAUUUCAUCUUUGCAUGUCCAGAGAUAUCCUGCAGAGAUCCAACGUGUCAAAGCUGACCUGCGAUAGGCCAGUGCCACAGCCUCUGGGGCCAAAACAAUUGGUCUUCUGGCGCUCAGAGGAGCUAUCUUUGGAGGUCCCUCAUGACUGGGUCUUCAACGGGCCCAUCGGCACUGUGUGUGUCGCUGGCGAUGACCGUGUCCGGGACGUGCUUCUUUGCACCAUCAUCGUGCUAUCACUCGCCAUGUUAGCAGCGCUUGCCUGGUUCACAUGGUUUGCGCUGUUGGCUGUGGCUUCAUGUCACCCGGGGACCUGGGAUGGAAAGGUCAUUAUGAAUGAAAACGGCGCGGAGUUGCCAGAUCUCUCUGGUGAAUGGACAGAUGCGACAAAGGACACCUUUCAGCUGCGAAUCUUUCAACCGGCAACUGAAGCUGCUGCAGCUCCCAACAGCAGCUAUGCACGGCUGGUGAGUGAUAUGGGCAAGAUGACGAUGGUCGAGGUUUGCAAAUUGACUCCAGUCUACUCUUAUGAAACUCGCCAUCGGAUCAAGACCACCAUCCGGUGUGAAGCCACAGGUCUAAGGGAGAGACUUGGACAGGCGAAAGCCAGAGAAGGCGUGGUGGAAACCGAUGGUCACGACCCAAAGGUCACAUGGCCACACGGGACAUCGGGGACAUGGCAAAAAAGCGUCAGCUCACCCGCCUCACGCAGCCACUUUUCAGAGCCCAAGAUCCACAAAGUCCACGUGGUUUUUAUGAAUCACUACGACGUGGGAUACACAGAUUUCCUGAAUGGAGUUGACAAUACGUACAUGCACAAAUACUUUCCAUCGGCAAGAGCAACUGCGGAAAAAAUGAAAGCCUCAGGACUUGGAAAUUUCACCUACACCACCCAUCCGUGGCUGAUGCAACGCUUCCUCGAAUGUCCUUGCGCCGAAGAUCCCAGUGGCUCCUGCUUGGCCAGGAAUCUCAACAACACGUUUGAGCCACCCUUGAAAUGUCCAUCAGAAGAGGAGGUGAAGAACUUCUCAUCAGCUGCAAAGUUAGGAGAAAUUGCGUGGAAUGCCGCGCCUUUCAACAUCCAACCUGAAAAUCUCUCGCCUGAGCUACUGCACGCGGCUUUUGACCUCACUCGUCGUAUGGAUCGGCGCUUUGGGCGGCCUUCGACUCGCACCAUGAGUAUCCGCGACGCCAUCUACGUCACCAGAGCCGUGCUGCCACACCUCGCCAAGUACAACAUCACUGGCCUCACCAUUGGAUCCAAUGGAGCAGACUUCCCUCCACAGGCACCCAAGCUACAUCGAUGGAUUGACAACACCACCAAGACGGACAUCAUAGUGGCUUACCAUCCCUAUGGCUAUGGAGGUUAUGGCUUGAAGGAUUGCGCUGAAGCACCAAACGGUGUUGCAUUGUGCACGGAGUUUCGAACUGACAACACAGGGCCACCUGCCAAUGUCUCAGAGGUCAUGGGCAUCCUGAACAGCGUGGAGAAAGAAUACCCAGGCGCCGAAGUUAUUGCCUCAACCUUUGAUGCAUUUUUUGAGGACGUGCAGGUAAUUCGCGACCAGUUGCCCACGGUUUCUCUUGAAGUGGGUGACACGUGGGUUUAUGGAAAUCCAUCGGAUCCCUUGAAGAUGGCGCAGUAUCGGGCCAUCCAGCGAGCCUGGAUCAAGUGCCUUCAAUCCGGCGAGCCAAGAUGUCAGCCAUCUGACCCAGCCAUUCAGAAUAUGACCUUCUUCUUGUUGAAGGCCCCAGAGCAUACCUGGGGAACUCCCGGGAUCUCUGGUUGGGGUGGUGGUGAUGACUACAACACCAGCAAGUUCCAUGGAGAUCUGUCGAACGUGACUUUCAUGAAGGCUGCAGAGUCAUGGGCAGAGCAACGGAUCUUCAACGAGUUGGCGGCUCGUGCCCUGGAGACCGCGCCGCACCCAUUGGCCAAAGUGGUGAGAGAGGAGCUGAGCAUCGUCGAAAAUGUGAAGGAACCGGACACCUCCGAUCUGAAGGAACUUCCGCUACAAAAUAUUGUGACAUUUUCCAGCGGCGCGCAGAUCCAACUGGGUUCUGAUGGGAGUCUUGUGAUGCUUCGCUUUCCGGGUGGAGAAGAUUUGGCUUCACCGUCCGCGCCAUUUGGCGGCUUUAGCUAUCAAACCUUCAACGACACCGAGUGGAAGCCCUUCACGUAUGCAUACCUCAACGACCAUCAGAUGCAAACCGGAUUUUGCAAGAAUGGCUCAAACAAUUUCACCGAAAGUGCUACUUGGAGGCCAACAUUGGCUCGACUUUUUGAGCAGAACAGCAGUGGCGAGUUUAUCCUGGCAGAGAUGCAGAUGCCACAGAAGCCGAGCUCAUCUUAUGGAGCUCCGUCCAAGAUCUAUCUGAAGAUCACAGCGGCGGCAUCAAGUUUGGAUCUGACCUUCACUACGAUCGGCAAGCAGCCGACAAUGCUCGGAGAGUCAAGUUCCAUUUCUUUUGUGCCUCGAAGUACACAUGUGUCAAAACAAGGUCAUGGCAGUGGAAGUGCAUGGAGGUUGAUGAAGUUGGGUCAGGAGAUUGACCCUGAAGGAGUUUUAGAUGGUGGGAAUCAGUUUACUCAUGGUGUGUGGGGUGGCAUCUCUGUGAAAACCGCGCGCGGAGUCUUGACAUUGGAUUCACUGGAUGCCAUCAACAUGAACCCCAUCACUGCAGAGUUUCCUGUGGGAAACCCACUACCUGCAAGCUACCAGGAAUCGGUGGCCAAAGCUGGCAAAGGCUUAAGCAGACUGGUGGCCGGGAGUAUCAAAGGUAUGGCAGUGAACCUUCACAACAACUUGUGGAAUACCAACUACCCGCUGUACUAUCCCUACUAUGACGGCCGUUUUUGUGAGACUCCCUUGAAGUGCAGGAACAGUAACUCUUUGUUCCGAAUUCAUUUGGAGUACAAGACAAAUGAAAUUGUCAUUUAAACGAUUUUGAACCAGCAAAAGUUUGGGCUUCCGCUUGCGACGCUUUUGAAGGCGACGUUGCGGGUGGCAUGGUGAUACCUUGUGCGGAGUAUGAACAAAAUGGGGCUUGCCUCGACGCGAAGCUUUGAACCAAAGCAUAGCAAAGCGAGGCAUCGACAAGAAGAGCAAGAUUUGAA